GCCGGCCUGCGCGUCUCACGCCCGGAGCUGACCCUGCCCCCGCGCGUCCCCGCCGCCCUUUGUGGCCGCGAUGGCCGUCACCUACGAUGACUCGGUGGGCGUGGAGGUGUCCAGCGACAGCUUCUGGGAGGUCGGGAACUACAAGCGGACGGUGCGGCGCAUCGACGACGGCCACCGGCUGUGCAGCGACCUCAUGAGCUGCCUGCACGAGCGGGCGCGCAUCGAGAAGGCCUACGCCCAGCAGCUCACCGAGUGGGCGCGGCGCUGGAGGCAGCUGGUGGAGAAAGACGCGGGGGCCCGCCGGCAGAGGCCGCAGGACGGCAGCAGCCUUCUGGCCACGUCUACCAAGGAGAAAUACGAGAAGUCCCUGAAGGAGCUAGACCAGGGCACCCCCCAGUACAUGGAGAACAUGGAGCAGGUGUUCGAGCAGUGCCAGCAGUUCGAGGAGAAGCGGCUGCGCUUCUUCCGGGAGGUCCUGCUGGAGGUGCAGAAGCACCUGGACCUGUCGAACGUGGCCAGCUACAAGCACGUCUACCGCGAGCUGGAGCAGAGCAUCAAGGCCGCCGACGCGGUGGAGGACCUGCGCUGGUUCCGCGCCAACCACGGGCCGGGCAUGUCCAUGAACUGGCCGCAGUUUGAGGUGAGGCCGGCUGCGGUGACCCUGCGGCCGGGGGGAGUCCAGGGGCCUGACCCAGGGCCUCAGAGUACUCAAGCUCGUGUCACCCGUUGGCCGCUGGCGUGCCCUCAGGGCAGGGGACACCCGGAGCCCCCGACUCCUCCGCCAGACGGCACAUUCAGCCCCGUGGGUCAGGUUAAUGCUCCUCUUUUCCCGUGUUCACGGUCUGAGUGCCCCGUGGCCGCCAAGGGCAGCAGCAGCUACCAGUACUACCCCUUGUCCUCUCAGGGACACAUUCUCCCGCCCGGGGACGAGCUGACCAAGAUCGAGGACGAGGAUGAGCAGGGCUGGUGCAAAGGACGCUUGGACAACGGGCAGGUGGGCCUGUACCCAGCGAACUACGUGGAGGCCAUCCAGUGACGGCCCCUGGCCGCCGCGGGGCGAGGCCACGGCCCAGGCGCU
Messenger RNA from Condylura cristata (star-nosed mole), 1078 nucleotides. RefSeq names its product protein kinase C and casein kinase substrate in neurons 2 (gene PACSIN2). Lineage: Eukaryota; Metazoa; Chordata; Mammalia; Eulipotyphla; Talpidae. Gene Ontology annotation, biological process: cytoskeleton organization; plasma membrane tubulation; regulation of endocytosis. The transcript is spliced from 7 exons. Gene Ontology annotation, molecular function: phospholipid binding; protein binding. The record is from RefSeq and is a predicted model, not a curated record. The coding region runs from base 71 to 1036 and encodes 321 amino acids. Gene Ontology annotation, cellular component: endosome; plasma membrane; cytoplasm.